AUGACUUCCUCGAAGAGAGGCCCUGGUCGACCACCGGGAAGUACCAAGCCAUCCAAAGAGAAAAUUUCUCAAAAAGGUGGUCUCCAAAUUCUUGUCCGAACGAAUUCCCAUUUCGAUGCAGAGUACAUAUCUCCUGAAGAAUCUCCUACCAAGAGAAAGCAGAAGAGAAGGGCCGAGAAAAGAUCGGAGAAGCCUACUAAGAGAGCAAAGAGGAUUACAAUCGAGGAGGAAGUCGUACUAUCCGACGAUGAUAACACCACAGAAGCCACAUCAGCACACCACUCUGUCGGUCACUACUUUAAACCAGAUCGAGCAUCGGAGCUCAUCAGUAUCUUCAACCAAGUUGGAGUAUCUGCUUCAACAUUUAUGAUUUCCAUGGACUCAUUCUCGGGAGUCAAAGAAUGGCUCGACACUUGUCAUCUGGACAAAGAUGACGAGCGGAUUAACGAAGUUGAGGAAUUAUGCGGCACAAUUGCUAAACUUCUACGAGAGAGACGAGCACCGAGAGUUGCAAGACAGCCUGCUUCUCCAGGAGAUGCUCAAAUCAUGCCUAGUGAGCAACUCUUCUCCUUCAGAGAUGUCGGUUUGACUGUGGCCCUCCUUGCGCCUGUCGAAAUGUUUAAGGGUAUUACAACUGUUAAAAAUAAGACUUUUGGUAAGCUUCGUGAGAAUCAAAGGCGACUACUUUCCACUAAUGGCAAGCAAAAUCUCACAUCAGUUGUAGUAGACUUAACUAAUAGUAUACGCAGUGCUCUUUAUCUGGAGUUAAGAAUUGCGUUGAAUCUCAUAGUAAGAUGCUGGAUAACGAAAUCUGGACCCGAAAGAAAGGAAGUAUAUCGACUUAUGACCUACCGAGACGCGACCAUGAGACACGGUCGUUUCGAGAGUAGGAGAAAAUUCCCGGUCGGCACGGAGUUCUGUUCACAUUGCGAGCCGAAACUGAUGCUUUGGUUCGCCUGCCACUGGCUGGCGAAGCAAACAGGAAAGGUUACGUCGAUACGUGAUCAAGUCGGUAACAUCUUCAAAAUCAACCAUCGGGGCAUGCCUAAACCUCCAAAAGCCGAGAUUGUCUUAGAUAGAUUGCCAUGCCGUACCUGUAUCGAGUACAAGGGCCAUAUCAGCGAAAUGACCGGCAUCGAGUACUCUUUUGUCUACAUGCCCAAGACCGGCAAGGUGCACUUAGGCAAGGACAAAUACGGCAAUGUCGUUUUCCCCUUGUGCGCUGAUGAAGAGGACUUAGAGUCUACGGAUUCGGAAACAGAGCAAGAAGAUUUCCAACCACGGGUAGAAGUCAGACAUACGACUGUCUCGACUCUUCAAAAAUACCGACACGUACCAAACCCUCGAAAAGCCAAACGAAAUGACGCGAGUUAUUAG
Molecule: messenger RNA, 1377 nt
Organism: Glarea lozoyensis ATCC 20868
Lineage: Eukaryota; Fungi; Ascomycota; Leotiomycetes; Helotiales; Helotiaceae
Exons: 6
Coding region: 1-1377 (458 amino acids)
Source: RefSeq, a predicted model, not a curated record